AGGACACACACUCUCAGAAAAAUGGCUGUAAUUCUUACCUCCUUCUCACCACCGACUCAACACGUUACGACUCCACCUCUGCUGCCGUUUUCCUCCGCCUGUGUUCUCAGCACUCGCAGAACCCAACAACCGACUAAAGCUUUUGCAGUUCCAAGGAGGAAUGCAGUGGCAUUGAUCUUAUCAAGUUAUGCCUUCUCAGAAGUUUGUUUGCAUAACAUUGCAUUUGCUCAACCUUCUGUUGGAUUCCGGGAAUACAUCGAUACAUUCGAUGGUUAUUCGUUUAGGUACCCUCAGAACUGGAUUCAGGUCCGAGGUGCUGGAGCAGAUAUAUUUUUCAGGGACCCUUUUGUUCUGGAUGAAAAUCUCUCUGUGGAGUUUUCCUCUCCUUCGUCCUCGAGGUACAAGAGCAUUCAAGACUUGGGUCCACCACAAGAAGCCGGAGAGAAGGUACUUAAGCAGUAUUUGACAGAGUUUAUGUCUACAAGGCUUGGUGUGAGGCGUGAAUCUAAUAUUCUUUCUACUUCCUCAAGAGUUGCGGAUGAUGGGAAGCUCUAUUAUCAAGUUGAGGUCAAUAUAAAGUCGUUUGCUAACACUAAUGAACUGGCUGUGAUGCCCCAAGACCGAGUAACUCGUUUGGAAUGGGAUCGGCGAUACCUUUCAGUUCUUGGAGUUGAAAACAGCCGAUUAUAUGAGUUGAGAUUGCAAACACCAGAAAGUGUAUUUGUAGAAGAAGAAAAUGAUCUUCGCCAAGUCAUGGAUUCCUUCAGAGUAAACAAGGUGGGUGCAUGAUCAGUUUAAAAGAGUCUUUUGAUCAGAGUUUUUUUCAGUAUAUUGUAACUGAAGGUUCCAAUUUCACUCUGUUUUCUUGUAACUUGUAAACAAGUUUUCCUUUUUCAUUGCAGCAUUCUUAUGAAAAUCACUCUUUUCCUGAAUGUUAGAUGAUUAAGGAAUUAUUCUUGCUAUAGAAGAGAUUAAGAAUCAUUUUGUUAAUCAAUUAUUCUUGUAGAU
Messenger RNA from Rubroshorea leprosula, 1008 nucleotides. The record is from the annotation of a GenBank genome assembly. Lineage: Eukaryota; Viridiplantae; Streptophyta; Magnoliopsida; Malvales; Dipterocarpaceae.